UUUUAAUCAUUCUAAUGACUACUCUUCUAAUUACUCCAACUUUAAAUUCUACUAAUCAAUUUGCUACCAGUUUUGCCCUUCAUUUACUCAAAGCUAGUCGAUCAACUAAUGAGAAUAGACAACUUUUUGCUUUGGUUUCUCCUAAAGAUGGAACGAAGAUUUCAAAAUCACUGGAACUUUAUCUGAAUGGAGGUCAACUCAAUAUUUUGUUUGGUUCUGCUGGUUCUCAAAAGAUUGUUAAGAGAGUUGUUGAGGUUAAUAAGGUUUGUGAUUUAAGUUUAGUAUUGUCAAGGGUCAUAAACCUGUCCGUGAUUCCCCUGUAUGUCUCUGGUUAGCCUUAUGCCUUAGGUUUCAAGACCGGGCACUUCAGGUUCCGGAGACGGCCCGUUUGUCUUCUCCGGUUUCUCUGUGGGAUAAGAUUUAAGACUGUGUAAUCUGGUGAUGGCUCGUUUGUCUUCUCUGUUUGUCUCUGGUUAGCCUUAUCC
Messenger RNA from Meloidogyne enterolobii, 485 nucleotides. The record is from the annotation of a GenBank genome assembly. NCBI's taxonomy places the organism in Eukaryota, Metazoa, Nematoda, Chromadorea, Rhabditida, Meloidogynidae.